UUUGCACGAUGUUUGGUGGUCGUGGUGGUAACUUUCGUAGCGACGUUUGGUAUGCUCCUCGGCAGGACAACUACCGUUCUCGUGGCCAGGGAAAUUCUUCUGGUGGCGGGUCCAACUAUCGCAACAACAAUUCUGGUAGCAAUGCAUCGAGGCGUGGCGGGAAAUCUGAUUCCGAGUCUACGAUAUGCAAGCAUCAUGCGUACAACGAGCACUGUCGGUUUGGUGCGAAGUGCAUCUAUCGUCAUACAUUACGACGAUUACUCUAUUUAAGUGACGUUUGUCCGAAGGGCGUUACUGCUAUUGCGUUAUGCCAUGUGAGCGACUCUCGACUUGAUAUUUUUGCCGUUGGUCAGGGUACUAGUGUCCGUCGUCUGUCACUUUUGGGUGACAUGUCUGGUGGCGUAUCUCUUAUGGAGCAGCGCACGUUUACCUUGAAUUUGCAAGACGCUUUGAAGCAUCCCUAUCAGCCUCGCAAUCGUCGUUCCAGUGACCAGUAUUUCUACAGUUUGGAGUGUAUAAACGACUGUUUAUUUACUGGUAUUCGCACGGGUCACAUAUCGGUGUAUCACAUUCCCACUGGUACUUCCACAUUGAUUUUUGGCCACACCUCUCCUGUUGUUUCUGUGAUACUGGUUGAUCCUGCUGUGAUUAGCGCCUGUGACUCCGGUAAGAUUUGCAUUUGGAGUUUCGACAGUGUAUCGAAUAGUUUUUCAUGUGUGAACUCCCUUGAGACCAACAGUACGUUAUCCUGUUUAAUCGAGGUGACGGACGGUGUUAACCGUCGUUUAUGGGCUGGUGGCAGUGCCAUUACUGUUAUCGACCUUGCUACGUUAUCGGUAGUUCGUACAUUUCCUAUUCCCAAUGGCGACUUUGUCAAGAGCAUGUUGCGUUACGGCCAGCAUGUGAUUGUGGCUUUGCAAUCUGGUGACAGUGUUGUCUUGGAUGGUAAUGCUGAGCUGGUCUAUAGGAAUGCCGGUGAUGGCGUUGUACUUACCGCUAUGAGCGGUAUGCAGAGUGAGCAAGGUGACUUACUGUUACUUGGCAAUAAGAAUGGAUUUUUAAGUUUAUGGCACCUUCCGGCAUUUACACUCGAUGGCGUUUUAAGUUGCGGUUCUGAGGGUUCUCGUAACUACAAGUGGCCUGGCAUAUCUGCGAUAACGUCGCUGGGCGGCGGUAUGUUUGUCACGGCUGGUUAUGAUGGCAAUAUGCAUAUAUUCCGUUACACAACGAAUCCCGAAACUUCAUUUAAACCACAGUAAGCUUGAAUCACGUAUGUUACAUGUGGUAUUACU
Molecule: messenger RNA, 1292 nt
Organism: Babesia bovis T2Bo
Lineage: Eukaryota; Apicomplexa; Aconoidasida; Piroplasmida; Babesiidae
Exons: 4
Coding region: 9-1259 (416 amino acids)
Molecular function (GO): metal ion binding; protein binding
Source: RefSeq, a predicted model, not a curated record